Prinia subflava (tawny-flanked prinia) is the source of this 2597-nucleotide messenger RNA. It is a transcript of the gene PUF60, whose product is annotated as poly(U) binding splicing factor 60. The transcript has 12 exons. The coding region runs from base 38 to 1633 and encodes 531 amino acids. Lineage: Eukaryota; Metazoa; Chordata; Aves; Passeriformes; Cisticolidae. Gene Ontology annotation, cellular component: precatalytic spliceosome; catalytic step 2 spliceosome. The record is from RefSeq and is a predicted model, not a curated record. Gene Ontology annotation, molecular function: RNA binding. Gene Ontology annotation, biological process: regulation of alternative mRNA splicing, via spliceosome; mRNA splice site recognition; alternative mRNA splicing, via spliceosome.
CUCGCGAGAGCCGCGUGCUGCAGACGGGAAGGACAAGAUGGCGGCGACAACGACGAUGGCGCUGGGUACAGAGUCCAUCAAGAUGGAGAACGGGCAAAGCACGGCAGCAAAGCUGGGGCUGCCCCCUCUCACCCCAGAGCAGCAGGAGGCUCUCCAGAAGGCCAAGAAGUACGCCAUGGAGCAGAGCAUCAAGAGCGUGCUGGUGAAGCAAACCAUCGCCCACCAGCAGCAGCAGCUCACCAACCUCCAGAUGGCAGCAGUGACAAUGGGCUUUGGAGAUCCUCUCUCACCUUUACAAUCGAUGGCGGCUCAGAGGCAGCGGGCGCUCGCCAUCAUGUGCCGGGUCUACGUGGGCUCCAUCUACUACGAGCUGGGCGAGGACACCAUCCGGCAGGCCUUCGCCCCCUUCGGGCCCAUCAAGAGCAUCGACAUGUCCUGGGACUCCGUCACCAUGAAGCACAAGGGCUUUGCCUUUGUGGAGUACGAGGUCCCCGAAGCCGCCCAGCUGGCCCUGGAGCAGAUGAACUCUGUCAUGCUGGGGGGAAGGAACAUCAAGGUGGGGCGGCCCAGCAACAUCGGGCAGGCGCAGCCCAUCAUCGACCAGCUGGCGGAGGAGGCGCGCGCCUUCAACCGCAUCUACGUGGCCUCGGUGCACCAGGACCUGUCCGACGACGACAUCAAGAGCGUCUUCGAGGCCUUUGGGAAGAUCAAAUCCUGCACCCUGGCCAGGGACCCCACCACAGGGAAGCACAAAGGCUACGGCUUCAUCGAGUACGAGAAGGCGCAGUCCUCGCAGGACGCCGUCUCCUCCAUGAACCUCUUCGACCUGGGCGGGCAGUACCUGCGGGUGGGCAAGGCCGUGACGCCCCCCAUGCCCCUGCUGACCCCCGCCACACCUGGAGGGCUCCCACCUGCAGCUGCUGUGGCUGCUGCUGCUGCCACGGCCAAGAUCACAGCACAGGAGGCCGUGGCAGGAGCCGCAGUGCUGGGCACGCUGGCCACGCCAGGGCUCGUGUCCCCUGCCCUGACCCUGGCCCAGCCCCUGGGGGCUCUGCCCCAGGCUGUGAUGGCUGCACAGGCCCCCGGUGUCAUCACAGGUGUGACCCCUGCCCGGCCGCCCAUCCCGGUGACCAUUCCCCAGGUGGGCGUGGUGAACCCCAUCCUGGCCAGCCCCCCGGCGCUGGGGCUGGUGGAGGUGAAGAAGGAGAAGGAGGAGGAGGAGGUGUUCCAGGAGUCGGAGCGGCCGGAGAUGCUGAGCGAGCAGGAGCACAUGAGCAUCUCGGGCAGCAGCGCCCGCCACAUGGUGAUGCAGAAGCUGCUCCGCAAGCAGGAGUCCACGGUGAUGGUGCUGCGGAACAUGGUGGACCCCAAGGACAUCGACGACGACCUGGAGGGAGAAGUGACGGAGGAGUGCGGCAAGUUCGGGGCCGUCAACAGGGUCAUCAUCUACCAGGAGAAGCAGGGCGAGGAGGAGGACGCCGAGAUCAUCGUCAAGAUCUUCGUGGAGUUCUCCAUGGCCUCAGAGACUCACAAGGCCAUCCAGGCGCUCAACGGGCGCUGGUUCGCGGGCAGGAAGGUGGUGGCCGAGGUCUACGACCAGGAGAGGUUCGACAACAGCGACCUCUCGGCAUGAACUGCGUCCCGUGGCCGGGCUGGGCUCUGGGGAACGGCCCAGCUCCCGUCCCAGGGCUUGGCUGAGCUCGGCUGGGCUUGGAUCUGAGGAGUAGGACCAGCUCUGAUCCCUGAGCUUGGCUGAGCUGGGGUCUGGGAACAGGCCCAGGUCCCGUCCCAGGGCUUGGCUGAGCUCGGCUGGGCUUGGAUCUGAGGAGUAGGACCAGCUCCCAUCCCAGGGCUUGGCUGAGCUUGGAUCUGGGGAAUGGGCCCAGCUCCCAUCCCAGGGCUUGGAUCUGGGGAAUGGGCCCAGCUCUGAUCCCUGAGCCUGGCUGAGCUUGGACCCAAGGGGAUUGAUCCAGCUCUGAUCCCUGAGCUUGGCUGGGCUUGGCUGUGGGGAAUGGCCCAGCUCUGAUCCCAGGGCUUGGAUCUGGAGAAUGGGCCCAGCUCUGAUCCCUGAGCCUGGCUGAGCUUGGAUCUGGGGAAUGGGCCCAGCUCUGAUCCCUGAGCCUGGCUGAGCUUGGAUCUGGGGAAUGGGCCCAGCUCUGGUCCCAGGGCUUGGCUGAGCUUGGCUUCUGAGAAUUGGUCCACUCUGAUCCCAGGGCUUGGCUGAGCCUGGACCCAGGGAAUUGUGAAUUGGUCCAUCUCUGAUCCCUGAGCCUGGCUGAACUCAGAUCCAGGGAAUCAGCCCAGCUCUGAUCCCAGGGCUUGGCUGAGCCUGCACCCAGGGAAUCUCUGAUCCCAGGGCUGGGCCAAGCUCAGGUUGGGGAAUCAGCCCAGCUCUGAUCCCAGGGCUCGGCCAAACUCCAGUCCAAGGAAUCAGUCCAACUCUUCCAAGGAACUGGCCAAGCUCUACUCCGGGGACUGGCCCUGCCCCCUGUGCCUCCCAGGAUUUUUGUAGCCAGUGUGUAAAGGACAUUCCAGGACAUUCCAGGGCAGGCACGGGGAUCUGGUGUCUGGGGAGUUGAGAUAAAAACACAAAGAAA